CAGGCAGAGAGCCGGCCAGCGGCCGAGGGCAGGAGAGCUGGGAUAUCACACGGAUGCAGCAGGGCCGUGGUGGGAGGGCAGGACAAUGGGAUCUCUCCACCACAUCUUGGUUCUCUGUGUGGGUUUCCUCGCCAUGGCCAAUGCAGAGGCUCCACAGGAACACGAUCCAUUCACCUAUGACUACAAAACCCUGCGGAUCGGAGGCCUCAUCAUCGCCGGGAUCCUCUUCAUUCUGGGUAUCCUCAUCGUCCUGAGCAGAAGAUGCCGGUGCAAAUUCAACCAGCAGCAGAGGACUGGGGAACCGGAUGAAGAGGAGGGAACUUUCCGCAGCUCCAUCCGCCGUCUGUCCACCCGCAGGCGGUAGAGACACCUGGCGCGAUGGAACCCAGCCAGGUCCUGCAGCUCGGGCUAGGCUGGGGGAGGGGGGCAGGAGAAGGGGACGAAGGGUGGGAUGAGAUGGCUGGGGGGCUCUGUUGCCCCUCACCCUUUUCACCCCCACAGGAUUCCCCUGGCACCUGGCGCCUCCCACCCACCACCUGAGCACCACCACCACCUGGACUGCCCUCUUCCCCAGCCCUGCCCCCACAGACUCCUCUCUGCCGCCGAGACUUCAAUAAAACGUGCUUUUCUCUCUCGA
Acinonyx jubatus (cheetah) is the source of this 637-nucleotide messenger RNA. It is a transcript of the gene FXYD1, whose product is annotated as FXYD domain containing ion transport regulator 1. Gene Ontology annotation, biological process: regulation of sodium ion transmembrane transporter activity; monoatomic ion transport. Lineage: Eukaryota; Metazoa; Chordata; Mammalia; Carnivora; Felidae. Gene Ontology annotation, molecular function: sodium channel regulator activity. The record is from RefSeq and is a predicted model, not a curated record. The transcript is spliced from 7 exons. Gene Ontology annotation, cellular component: membrane. Bases 86 to 364 code for a protein of 92 amino acids.